AUGUACAGUUUAAUAGAUAAAGUGGCUAUUGUCACUGGAGGUGCAAAUGGGAUAGGUGCACAUAUUGUACAGGAAUUGAUAAAAGAACGGACUAAGUAUGUGGCCAUUAUUGACAUCGAUGAGGCCUCUGGGAUUGCACUGGAGAAUAAAAUAAAAACGGAACACGGAAAAGACGCGGCUGGAUUCUUUAAAUGUGAUAUCACAAAAGAUGAGGAGUUACAUGGCGUAUUUGAUGAAAUGGUUAAAAACUUCGGCGGAAUUGAUGUUGUUGUUAACAAUGCAGCCGUUGCUUCGGAAACAAUGAGUGCUUAUAAAAGGGAAAUCGAAAUAAAUUUUACUGCGACUGUAUCCUCAACUUUAAAAGCUUUAGAGUUGAUGCGUGUUGACCGUGGUGGUAAAGGAGGAACAAUCAUUAAUGUGUCUUCUAUCGCUGCAUUAACGUUAUUAUCACCUAGUGUAUUUAUAUAUGCAGCAACCAAAAGUGCGAUACUACAUCUAAGCAUUUGUAUGGGGAAGGAAGACUACUACCGUCACACUAAAGUACGUGUUCUGACGAUGUGCUUCGGAGCAACAGACACUGAGAUUGUACAUAAAAUGGAGAGCUUUGAUGAAUUAAUAAAUGAGAAUAUGCAAAAAAUGAUAGACAUGGUGAAAAAUGAAAUGUUUUUGCAACCGGCUAAUAUUCCAGCUCAAGGUGUGAUUCAGGGUUACAAAACUAGUGAAAGUGGAAGUACGUGGCUUAUCGAUGGAGGAGAAAUUACGAACAUUACUAACAAAAUACAUGAUGCAUUUGAUAUAUUGUCUGGUGGUAUUGAAAAGUAUAAUAAAAUCGCAUAA
Molecule: messenger RNA, 837 nt
Organism: Pararge aegeria (speckled wood butterfly)
Lineage: Eukaryota; Metazoa; Arthropoda; Insecta; Lepidoptera; Nymphalidae
Product: 15-hydroxyprostaglandin dehydrogenase [NAD(+)]-like
Exons: 5
Coding region: 1-837 (278 amino acids)
Cellular component (GO): cytoplasm
Molecular function (GO): oxidoreductase activity, acting on the CH-OH group of donors, NAD or NADP as acceptor
Source: RefSeq, a predicted model, not a curated record